Molecule: messenger RNA, 7494 nt
Organism: Myxocyprinus asiaticus (Chinese sucker)
Lineage: Eukaryota; Metazoa; Chordata; Actinopteri; Cypriniformes; Catostomidae
Exons: 5
Coding region: 5571-7475 (634 amino acids)
Source: RefSeq, a predicted model, not a curated record
CAGACACACUCAGGGUAACUGGACUUAAAACAGACAUAACAGGUACACACAGAUUAGAUUACUCAAUGGCAUCAUUUUAAAACAAAUAUAUUCAAUUCAAUAAAUCAACAUGGACUGGUUCACAAGAAUACAAAUAAUAUAUAAACAAGCAAACCCUGACAACAAGCAGAGAGAAAGAAAAAAGCCAACAUGAAAUAAUAACUAGCUAUUCACUUUCUUAAUAAACAUCCCUGAUCUAUCUACCUCAUAGAACAGGGGUUUUCAAACUAGGAUCUGGGGACCACCAGCGGGCCGCAAAGCGGUGUUAGGGGGUCCGUGGAAAAUUUCAAAGAAACAUUUUAUAAUUUUUUUUUUUAACAAUGAAAUUUGACCGAAAUCAUCAGAUUAAUCACUAUCAUUUUAUUAUAUUGACAGCAAUAGUUUUUAACCGUAAGAAAUAAAAACAAAACUGCAUAUAUUUUUGUAAUUAAAAUAUUUCCAUAACCUACAGCUUGCUCACUGGAGGUUGUGAGGCCAUAUUCUCUGUAAAGCUUCUUUGGAACAAUAUUUAUUGUAACUUAUUUAAAUGUAAUUGAGAACAUUUCUCUUCAGGUUUAUACAAGUAUUUCUGGUUUACAUUAACAUGGUCUAAUGAAGAAAAUAAGAUAAUAAAAAGAUACAUUGCAAACUUAAUAAAAAGUACAUAUUUUUUAGAGAUAAUAUUUCAGAUAUACUAUAUUAAUAAUUUCUUUUGGCUUUAGUACAAUGAUGAUAUAAAAACAAUUAUUUAAUUUUGUCUUUACAAGGUCAUGCAUACUAUUUUUCUGACAGUAAAAUUGGGUCUUUAUAAAUUACAAGAAACUAUGAAGCUGCCUUUAUAUUUUAAGAAGAGGCUCCCUCAGAAAGUUAGCGUCAUAUUUGGGGGUUCUUGGCAUCAAUAAGUUUGAAAACCCCUGACCUAGAAUAUUCUUUUUCACCUGGGGAGACAUAGUCAUUAUAUUUUAAGAGUUUUGCUUUGCUUGGCUGCAGUGCCCAUGCUUUAUGACCAUGCAGAAGCCUCUUAUUUUGAAGCUGUUAGGUUUCAUACUGACACCGUUUACACCUGGUAUUAAGAUGCGUAUUUGAUGAUCCAAUUACAUGUGAUCAGUGCUAAAUACUGGUCUAAACAGGGUCUAAAACGUUUUGUGAUCAGAUCACAAAAACCACAUCCAGAGGUAGUCAAAAACGCAUGUGACCACAUCACAUUUGAAGUGUAAAUGAUAAUCCGUCCUGUAUGCGUCCCGGCAGCAGUGAAGCUCCACCCCUCACCUGUCAAGUCAACCUGCCGGUUACAAGCAGUUUAAAAGGAAAUAACCGUGUGUAAGAACUGAAAUGGGAAGGUUUAAAUAAAGUUAGUUUGUAUGCGAGAUAUCGCGAGCAUAGGAAAAAAGAGAGAGAGAGUUGGGAAGAGAGGAGGGAACGCUCAAUGUAAUCGGGUGGAACGAAGCAGAGUUAAUGUUAAGAAAUGUCGAAAUAAACUCUCACAGCCCGUCACAGCACCUGCAGAGAGAACGACGACAACAACCUUAUGAUGACUACAGCCCCUCACGACGCUGCCAUUCUGCUCACGAUCAUACUACAUUUAUGAAGACCCCCAUCAUCGGAGCCAUUGCAGCUAUCCCCCCCCCCCCCCACCCAUCCUGUGCUCAUAGGAUGGGAUUUCAUGGUCAAACAUGCAAUUAUGGUUGACAUCCCACACGCACAACUACGACUGUAUGACACUGCAGUAUUUCUCUCUCCGCCACAGUCGUUCAUUCAAGUACAGAGCGCCGCGAUCACUAUUGCACAGGUAACGGUGCCACCUAUGUCAGAAAUGGCAAUCUCAGUUUCUAUUAGAGACAGUGCUGACUUAGCACAACACCUAAAACAAUUGCGCGAAGACUUCGGACACUGUCGUUCGGCCGGACUUAAACUCAAGCCAUCUAAAUGUCAUCUGGCACGCCCCUCGGUUACGUUCCUGGGCCAUCAUGUCUCCAGCGCCGGAGUUGAGCCUGACCCAUCAAACGUUGAGAAAGUUAAGACGUGGCCAAUUCCAACGUCCGCCACGCAGGUCAGGGCUUUCUUAGGCUUAUGUUCGUAUUACCGAAGGUUUAUCAGAAACUUCGCUCAGACGGCAGAACCCUUACGCCGGUUAACACACAAGGGUGUUACAUUCACUUGGUCAGUUGAGGCGGAUGAAUCGUUUCGUGUCCUAAAGGAAGCAUUGACGUCACGGCCUAUUAUGGCGUUUCUAAACCUUUCGAUCCCCUUUUUACUUGACACAGACGCGUCCCUGUAUUCGAUUGGCUCUAUCCUCUCGCAACAAGUGGACGGCAAGGAACAUGUUAUUGCAUACGCCAACCACGUGCUAUCAGCGUAGGAAAGGAAACGGUCCACUUUCGAUUGAGAAUUAUUUGCCAUUGUGUGGUCGGUGUGCCAUUUCCACUACUACCUUGCGUGCCAUCCAUUUACUAUCAUCACCGACCACAAGCCUUUGGUCGGACUCAAAAAGCUCCUUUUGGACCAUGAUCCAACGGGCAGACGUGCACGUUGGGCAGUCGAAUUAGAUCUUUAUGAUUGGUGUGUGCGCCACCGUGAGGGUGCCAAACACUUGAAUGCAGACGCUAUGUCUCGACGGCCACAUGUUGAGGUCGUUCAACAUGAUAAUUGUGCCGAGAGGGAGUCCGCCGUGUCUUUGGUCGCAACGCAGACCCCAUUGUUCGAGCCGCAGUUAAACCCGGCAUCGACACCUGCGCAAACAUCAAAGAAGCAUGUUAUUCUCUCGUAGUCGUGCCUGUUCCAAACUAUGUCACAGCGAACCACAUCCAAAUUCAAAGUGACUGGAAAGUUGCGGAACAACAACGUUCUGACUCUGAGUUAGCCACCGUCCUCUCAUGGGUAGAAGUGGGACAGAAGCCUCCUUUGUGGAGGCUCCGAAACACGUCACCAUACGUUAGGAAACUGUGGUCACAAUUUGGUCGUUUAAACAUACAUGAAGACGUCUUGUGUAGACUGUAGUGCAACUCUCCUGCUGAUGACGUCUUCCAAAUUAUCAUUCCGACGUCCUUGUUUCCAGACGUACUGACCCAUGUUCACGGCGAUCCUUCAGUUGGCCACUACGGCCAUGCUAAAACCCUGAAUAGGGCUAGACGAUUCUUUUAUUGGCCCUACAUGUCUGCGGACAUUUCCAAACAUUGUUCUCGAUGUGCAGCCUGUCAAUCACAACGUUCGCCUGUGCACCGACCACAGGCUCCGCUCAUUUCCAUAACUCCCGAUCGUCCAUUCUAAAUCGUCGUCGUGGACAUAACCGAGCUACCUCAUUCAACUAAAGGCAACCGUUAUGUCUUAGUGAUGAUGGACCUGUACACUAAAUUCGUGAAUCUAUAUCCUAUGAAGGAUCAGACAGCUAUCUCUGUGGCAGGUUGCAUCUUUGACCAUUAUAUAUCGCAACAUGGGGUUCCGGAUGCCGGAUGCCGGAUGCCAAGGCAGACAAUUCGAAUCUGACCUCAUUAAACAUCUUUGUAAGUUAAUGGACAUUAAAAAGCUCCGCACAUCUCCCUAUCACGCCCAAUGCAAUGGUGCUGUGGAGCGCUUUAAUCGCACCUUGAAAGAUGAGCUUGCCAAAUACCUCUUUGAGUCUGGUAGAGAAUGGGAUGAACACCUCCCAAACGGCAUAGAUGGUUUAUAAAGACCAACAGUUUCAAACAAAAAAAUAACUCCAGUUGUUACACGACAACAAAUGCCAUAUCAAACAUAUGUAACCUGAUUUGUCUUGAUUAAGGUUUGCAAACCCUUAAAUAAAUAAUAAAUGUAUUAUUCAUCUAUAUAGCAACAGAGAAAGCAUUAAAAGCAUAAGAUUACAUGUUUACUGAUAGUGGCAUCUGGUGUCCAAAGUUGGUACUGCAUGCAUUUUUUUGAAGAGAGAAAAAAAAAAGUUUGAAGAGAGAAAGUUUUUUUUUUUUUUUUUUUUUUUUGAAGAGAGAAAAAACAAAUUUUUUUUUGAAGAGAGAAGAAAAAAUUUUGGAAGAGAGAAAAAAAAUGUAAGACUUAGGCUCAGGAAGGAACUGAGACACAAUUUUUAUUUUUUAUUUUUUUACCUUGCGGUUCAGGGCUUCCAUAAUUAGCUUCUCCAGAGACAAUUUAAAGAGAAUAUGAUACAAAAUUAAUAGUUUAUGUCACAAUUUAACAUAUUAUACAAAACAAUUUAGUCAUAAAAGUUAAAUAAAAAUAUUAAAUGAACACUUAUUUUAUAAUAGACUAAGGUACUUGAUACGUUGAUUUUUCAGAAUAAUAAUGAAGGUUAUUAGUUUCAUUAUUCUGCAUCACGAAUGUGGUAUCUGAUAUAGUUUUGAUUUUACAACCAUUAUAAUCAGGGUUUAAUUGUGCUAUUUGCAGUCAGAGACCAUAUCCACAGGUAAAACCUUUGAUGGCCCCUCAUUACCACAGUUAGAUAAAAAAUAAUUAUGGUAACAACAAACUAUGGAAUUUCUUAAGAUAAACUAGCUGCUUAAGCACAUUUAGAAAUUAUAACCAGUAGUGUAGUCUAGGGCAUAUGCCCACCUAUCACCCACACCUAUUAAUUGAAAUACAUAUUUAACAUCAAGUUGCCAUACCAUGGUUCUUAGUAGUGUAGCCUACUGUACACCAUACCAGCAAGAAACUUACUCUGAUAUACAUUUUGUAAGUUUAUGUGGGACUAUAUUUACAACAGUCAUUUUUUUAAUGAGGGGGUGGGGGUUGGGUCUUUCAUAAAUUCACAGUAUGUCCACCUCUUCAGACACUACAACACCACUGAUAUAUAACUACCACUGCCAUGGGUUUAAUCAGAUUGAAUUGAUGCUGAUCCCCUCACAGAUACUGUAGAUCAACUCCCCUAACUGAUUAUUUCAUAUACAACAUAUCUACCAAAAUAACAUUGUCACUACUACCAUUAUUAUUUUUCAAAUAAACCACAGUGAAUUUUCAUAAGAGGACUGCUGUUUGUUACUGCUUUAAAUGAAUGGAUGACUAAAAUCACUGCACUUUUUAAAAGAAAAAAUAAAUAAUUCAUAUAAACAGGUUUUCAUGAAUUUUAAGACACAUGGUCUCAUCUACGCAGCAGCUGGAGAGAGGGAAUGACAAAGAUGAAAGAGGUGUCAUCCAGACACACUUGUCUUACCUGUCAAUCUGGGUGUUGGACACACCUCUUUCUCUUUCUAUUUUUCAUAAUACUCCUUCCUUCUGCAACGUUUCAGAAAUUGACAUAAGAUCAAAUAAUACUGAGAGCUUACAAGAGAGAUGGAAAUACAGGUUAAAUGACAAUUUCACGGAAAUAAGGGACAGCUGGAGUACUAUGAGGACAUGACCACAGAUUUCUGAUGGAAAUAAAUACUCGUAGUUUGGAUUGCAGCUCUUCCUGUAACUAGCAUGAGUAAAACUUGAACAUCAAGAGUGAAUGUGCUUGUAUGUGUGCAUGCAUCUCUGGUAUGUAAUUCUGUCUUUGUCAGUGUUGCAUGAUUGCCUGUGUCUAUGUGAAUGUAUAUGUUUAUGUGAGUACAGGUCAUGUAACAUAGUCUUUCUACAGUUGAGUGUCAAUGGCGGAGAACCCUGUCUCAGACCCUCAAGCCUUGCUGGAAUCUAUGCUUCAAAAAUUAUGGCUAAACACUCAAACCAACAUUAGCUCAUGCAGUUCGCCUGUUGAGUAUAAUGCUGAAACAGUGGAGGAUUCAUCCAAAGCAACAGCUUUUCAGAUUGGAUUUUCCCCCAGCAACAAAGAGCAAAACAGACACUCCUCCAUUCGGAAUAAGUUGGGGAAUCCAUGGACUCAACAAUCAGCUCAUUUUGGGGGUAUGCAGGCCCCUUUUGGUAAUCAACCUCCCAAAAGGAUCAAGGGAGUCUCUUCUAAACCUAAACGUUCACCAUUAAUUUGGGGAGAACACAACCAUUUUACAUCUGAGAGGAGUAAUGAUGCCAUUUCUGGUGUUGGAGAACAAGAGAUGCCCAGACACAAGAAAUGGAAACAAUUUUCUCUGGAAGGGGAGACCAAAGGUGUCUCAAGUGUGCCACCUUUAUACAAAACAGAGCCCUACCAAAACUCCCUUGACCUUUUAGCCCCGACAUCAGCAACAUCCACAUUAGUGUUGGAUAAACCAGAGGUCAAGGGUCAAAGGGGCAUAUGUAAAUGGGAUGUUGGGAAGGGGAAAAGUGAAGGCACCAGCAUUUAUGAGGAAUCAGGGAAAACUACAAAGACAAGUAAGAAGUGGGGGGAGGCUAAAAGAUGGGCCCAGAAGGUAAAGGAGAGAUGGAGAGAAAGACACAGAAACACAGAGACCAGACAAAGAGAUGACGAGAAAAGACAAGUACAGAAUGUAGUACAAAGUAAUCUCUCUCCAAUAUUGGUGCCUACUGAUGUGAACAACACAACUACAGCAGUCACUGAGGAUCCAAAUAUCCACGAUGAACCUAACAACACAGAAUUGGAUGAAUCUGCCCUCUGUUCACUCAGCCACAUAAGAGAAAAUCUUUUCUCCUUUGGCACUUCUAAUUUGAUAUUCAAUGGAACGGAGUGGGCUCAGUUUAACAGCAGCACACAGGAGGACCAAUCACAGGAGUCACCAAGUAGUAUUGACCAAUCAUGUAAAGAAGAAUGGAAUGGCAAAUGGAAUCAUUCAAGAGUGACUCAACCAGAAAUGUUGCUCCCUGAGAGCUUUACACAAGACGUGGCCUUCAAUAAGCAUGUUUACAACGAAAUGGAGAUGUCCAAGAUCAGUUUUCUUCCUUCAGAUGUUCAAGAUCUCACUGCAAAUCAAUCACAAAUGUAUGAUUUAUUUACAAACCAGUUACAAACCACCAAUCAGAGCUUCAACAAGUCUCAAAACAGUGAGCAAACAAGUGAACAAUCACAGUUUUCUCACCAACCCUCAUACGAAUCAAUGGCAAAUGAGCAUAGUGUUCCGCAUUUGAUAAGUAUUCAACAAAGUCGGUCCCAACCACAAGUGUACAACCCCAGCUAUAACCAGCCUCAAAGUGGGAAAGAAGAUUCCAUCCCUAUUUUGGACUUGUCACAUGUUAAGCCAAUGAACAGUUCCUCCAUAAAAUCACGCAUAUCUCUGGGUCGUAAAAGAGAGCACUGGACUAAAAGAAGAAAUCCAUUUGAAGACACAAGACAAGACAUGGAGGACGAGGACCACGGAAACUCUUUCAUGGCCGCCUACUCUUCAAACUCCACCCACAGCAACUCACCCACGACUUCUCUCCAGAACUCUGAAGAUUCUGAUUUUUCCAAAACUAUGGAGACAGUGGUUAAAAAGAGGAGAAUGGAAGAUUCUCGUUGUGUUCGAUUCGCUGAGGAGGUGGUCAUCUUCCCACCUAGCUUCAUCUCUAAGGAUGACGAUGAUUGUUUAGAAGACGAUUGUCCAGAGGAACCUUCUCCCCACUCCUCUUUCCCUAAGUGGAUUAGGUCUUUAAAACCCAAACCGACUAGAAAACACAAAUUUUAACUUCCUUCUGGGUGGGGCU